Molecule: messenger RNA, 1878 nt
Organism: Eubalaena glacialis (North Atlantic right whale)
Lineage: Eukaryota; Metazoa; Chordata; Mammalia; Artiodactyla; Balaenidae
Gene: CD19
Product: CD19 molecule
Exons: 15
Coding region: 1-1710 (569 amino acids)
Biological process (GO): B cell proliferation involved in immune response; regulation of B cell activation; B cell receptor signaling pathway
Cellular component (GO): external side of plasma membrane
Source: RefSeq, a predicted model, not a curated record
AUGCCACCUCCUCUCCUCCUCUUCUUCCUCCUCCUGUUCCUUACCCCCAUGGGAGUCAGGCCCCAGGAAACACACCUACUGGAGGCUAAAGAGGGAGGCAAUGCCGUGCUGCCAUGCCUUGAAGGUCUCUCAGAUGGUCCCCCUGAGCAGCUGGCCUGGUUUCGGGGCUCCCAAUCAACACCCUUCUUAGAGCUGAGCCUAGGGUUACCAGGCCUGGGCAUCCAUGUAGGGCCCCUGGGCACCCUGAAGGAGCCCCAGGGAACCUUGCUGUUCAUCUUCAAUGUCUCCGACCAGAUGGGGGGCUUCUACCUGUGCCAGCCAGGCCCCUCUUCUGAGCCAGCCUGGCAGCCUGGCUGGACGGUCAGCGUGAAGGGCAGCGGAGAACUGUUCCGGUGGAAUGCUUCAGACCUAAAUGACCCAAGCUGUGGCCUGGGGGACAGGUCCUCAGAGGGCCCCAGGCCCUCUUCUGGUCACCCCACAAGGUCCCAGAUCUAUGUGUGGGCCAAGGACCACCCUGAGAUCUUACACACAGACUCUGCCUGUGCCCCACCUAACGGCACUUUGAACCAGAGCAACAACCAUGACCUCACUGUGGCCCCUGGCUCCACACUCUCGCUGUCCUGUGGGGCAUCCCGUACCUCAUUGGCCAGAGGCCCCAUCUCCUGGAUCCAUGUGCGUCCCAAGAAGCCUAGCAUCAAAUUGCUGAGCCUAAACCUGAGUGAGGAUGCCCAACUCAGAGAGAUGUGGGUCAUGGGCACCCUCGGGGGAAAGGCUGUUCUGUUGCUGCCCGAGACCACAGCUCAAGAUGCUGGCAUCUAUCAUUGUAACCAUGGCAACGUGACCACCCAGGUGCAGCUGAAGGUCACUGCCCAGUCAGCAGUAUGGCAUUGGCUACUGGAGACUGGUUGCUGGAUAGUCCCUGUUGUGACUUUAGUUUAUCUGAUCUUCUGCCUGGGUUCCCUGGUGGGCUUUCUUCAUCUUCGAAGAGCCCUGAUCCUGAGGAGGAAAAGAAAGCGAAUGACAGAUCCCACUAGAAGGUUCUUCAAAGUGACGCCUCCCCCGGGAAACGGGGCCCAGAACCAGUACGGGAACAUGCUCUCCCUCUCCACUCCCCACUCAGGCACGGGACGCGCCCUGCGGUGGGCUGCGGGCCUGGGAGCCACCGUGCCGUCCUACGGAAAUCCGCGCAGCGACGUCCAGGAGGCCAGAGCCGCGGGGUCCCGGAGCCCACCAGGAACCGGCCCAGAAGAAGAGGAAGCGGAGGCCUAUGAGGAGCCGGACAGUGAGGAGGGCUCCGAGUUCUACGAGAACGACUCCAGCCUUGGGCAGAACCAGCUCUCCCAGGAUGGCAGCGGCUAUGAGAACCCUGAGGAAGGGGUCUUGGGUCCUGAGGAUGAAGACUCCUUCUCCAACGCUGAGUCUUAUGAGAAUGAGGAUGAAGAACUGUCCCAGCCAGUUGCCAGGACAACAGACUUCCUGAGCCCCCAUGGGUCAGCCUGGGACCCCAGCAGGGAGGCAACCUCCCUUGGGUCCCAGUCUUAUGAGGAUAUGAGAGGGAUCCUGUAUGCAGCCCCCCAGCUCCGCUUUGUUCAAGCUCAGCCUGGUCCCAGUCAUGAAGAAGAUGCAGACUCUUACGAGAAUAUGGAUAAUCCCGAUGGACCAGAACCAGCUUGGGGAGGAGGGGGCCACAUGGGCACCUGGAGCAACUAGGUGAUUCCCUUCAGCAUGGGCCUCCUCAGGCCCCUGAGAUCCACACCUGACUCUGAAAUCUGGGACCCCCAGCAGAUGGCGCCAGCCUCUGGAGCAGUGUUACUCAGGAUGCGUGUUAUCUGUGUACACACACAGUGUACACAAGCGAAACUUCGGCCCCCUUUGCAC